GACGACGACGACGACGACGACGACUUUGGUGGUUUUGAGUCGGGGAAUAACGAAACCUCCAAGGCGGUUGCUACUGAGUCAGAGGCUGGACGAUCUUCUGCGCCAAUUACAAUGCCACCGUUAGAUUUACUUGCACUGGAAGACGAACCAGUCAACGGAUCACACGAGGAACAUUACAUCAGAACAUCAGCUCCGACACAAAGUCCCCCACAAAAGCGUCCUACCCCAAACUACGCAGACAUGGAAGACAACCCCUGGGACGACUUCGAACCCGCAGCACCCACGAGUCCCAUCAUACCCCCCAACAACCCCAUCCCAAAAGCAGAAGAAGCCCUCCCACCCCCAACCAACAUUCCCCCACCCGCAGUCCUCAUCUCCCUCUUCCCCUCCCUCAUGGCAGAAGCAGACGAAUCCCUCUUCACCGCCCUCGGCAAAAUGGAUCUCAAACAAAAGCAAAUGCUCCUCGCCCACCCCGCCAGCCAUCAAUUCCUCAAGGCAUAUCUGGGCCGGUGCACCGUGAUGGCGCACAUCAUCGCCGGGCGGAAAUCCCGGUGGAAGCGAGACAGGUUCCUUUCGCAGAGUAUGCGGAUUGGACCUGCGGCCGCGGGCGGGAAAGGCGGGAUGAAGUUGGCGGGGAUUGAUAAGGGGGAGGUGGCGAAAGAGGAUCGCGAAGUCGUGGAUGUGGUGCGAUUAUGGAGGAAUCAAGUCGGCAAGGUGCGCACGGCUGUCUCUGCUGCUUCCGCCGCCCCAGGCUUGCCGAAAUUGCCUGCUGUGCCGGAGAUUGUGGAGCAGAUGGCUGUAAGGGUGGUGAAGGCUGGUGAAGGGGGAAUCACUGCCUCACACGCCUGCGCGCUCUGCGGCCUGAAGAGAGAGGAGAGGGUAGCAAAAGUGGACGUCGAGGUGGAGGACAGUUUUGGAGAGUGGUGGGUGGACGGAUUGAACAUGCAUACGACUUGUCGAACCUUUUGGAGGCAGUUUGAGAAGAAGUUGAAGUCAAGAUGAGAUGAGCCAAAGUAAGACAAGCCCCCGAAUAGCGAAACACAAUUGAUCAAACGCCCCACCCCCCAAUAUCAGACAUCAUGCAUAGUCUUGAGUACUCAGUCUCGCUCGGGUUCCCCCCACCUAACGAUUGGCGUUCUCCUUGUUGAAGUCCGCAAGCACUCCCAGUGCGAGUUGAAUAGCUGGAAGGGUGUCGCUUUCAACCCGGUCGAUUGGGAGCAUCCUGAUGCAAGUUCUGAUGAAGAAUCUGGCGGACUUGUAUGGAAUCAGGUAGCCCAAGCCGUUGGCACAUAUCUCAUCGUGGAUAGCGAGCACUCUGAGCAUCGCGUUCUUGUCGUCCGUAGAAUCAGCAAGCCCGAAUGCCUCCACCAAGUGCAUCGCUUCCUCCUUGGAGAAGUUUUCAUCGUAG
Messenger RNA from Neohortaea acidophila, 1408 nucleotides. RefSeq lists its product as uncharacterized. The transcript has 2 exons. The record is from RefSeq and is a predicted model, not a curated record. NCBI's taxonomy places the organism in Eukaryota, Fungi, Ascomycota, Dothideomycetes, Mycosphaerellales, Teratosphaeriaceae. Bases 112 to 1002 code for a protein of 296 amino acids.